AUGUUGCCAGGAGUCGUACGUCCAAUCAACUUUCCCCCCAAUUAUACCCCACUGCCACCAGGAUAUGUCGAAUUCAAUCUUGCUUCCCAUCUGUUGAUGCUUGGACGUGUCGAGCAUGUAUCUCCUCAAACAAUUCGUGGUCUCAAUCAAUUUCUUCAAGAAAUGGAACCUGUAAUGAUGUGGAAUUCGUGUAACGGAUGUCUCAUUGGUGCUGAAUCCGAACUGAGCCUUGAUGCGACUCCAACUUCCCACAGUUUCUACCACAAAUUGGCCGCAAAAUACCAAGCACGCCGUCGUCUUCGAUUCACCACCGUCAAGCGCUAUUUUGAGGAUAAGUAUAAAAUAACCCUUAGUUAUCCAAAUUCCCCACUUCUCCGUGAUCCUUCUGGAUCAAUGUUCCCAAUUGAAUGUGUCUGGAUCCGUUUCCGUGUUCGUUAA
Molecule: messenger RNA, 438 nt
Organism: Caenorhabditis remanei
Lineage: Eukaryota; Metazoa; Nematoda; Chromadorea; Rhabditida; Rhabditidae
Exons: 3
Coding region: 1-438 (145 amino acids)
Molecular function (GO): RNA binding; protein binding
Source: RefSeq, a predicted model, not a curated record